AUGAACGUCGAUGAUGUCGAGGAUCGAGAUGGCGUUCGCCUCUCGUGGAACGUCUGGCCUUCCUCCAAGAUCGAGGCUACUAGGACCGUAGUCCCCAUCAGCGCCCUCUACACCCCUCUUAAGGAGCGUGAGGAUCUGCCUCCCGUGCUUUACGAACCUGUCACCUGCAAGCCUCCUUGCCGAGCCGUCCUGAAUCCUUACUGCCAAAUCGACGUACGCGGAAAGCUCUGGAUCUGUCCCUUCUGUCUCUCGCGAAACGCGUUUCCUCCUCACUACAAGGACAUCAGCAGUACCAACCUACCCGCCGAGCUGCUUCCCAAGUACACCACCAUCGAGUAUACCCUCAGCCGUCCCGCUCAAAUUCCACCCAUUUUCCUCUACGUCGUCGACACCUGCAUGGACGAUGAUGACCUCAAGGCGUUGCGCGAGGCUCUCGUUGUCAGCUUGAGCCUACUCCCUCCCAACGCUCUCGUCGGUCUCAUUACCUAUGGUACCAUGGCCCAGGUUCACGAGCUCGGCUACGACGCCUGUCCCAAGAGCUACGUCUUUCGUGGAACCAAGGAGUAUGCUCCCAAGGCUAUCCAGGACAUGCUCGGCCUCAACCCGGGCGCUCGUCCCAUGGGCGCUGGCGCUCCCGGUGCUCCCGGCGGUCCCUCUCAGGCUCCUCGUCCGCCCAACGCUACCGCGCAGAUGGGCGCUUCGCGUUUCCUUUUGCCCGUCUCGCAGUGCGAGUUCCAGCUGACGCAGAUCCUCGAACAGCUCCAAAAGGACCCUUGGCCUGUCGCUAACGACAAGCGAAGCCAGCGUUGCACCGGCGUUGCGCUCAGCGUCGCCGUAGGCAUGCUUGAGACCACGUUCCCCAACACGGGUGCGCGCGUCAUGCUCUUCUGCGGUGGUCCCGCCACCGAAGGUCCUGGCAUGGUGGUUUCCACCGAGCUGCGUGAACGCAUUCGAUCGCACCACGACAUUGACAAGGACAACGCAAAGUACUACAAGCGCGCCAUCAAGUUCUACGAAGCCAUGGCCAAGCGCGCUGCAGGCAAUGGACAUACGAUCGACGUCUUUGCCGGUUGUCUCGACCAGGUGGGUCUGCUCGAGAUGAAGGGUCUCGCCAACCUCACCAACGGCCACAUGAUCCUCGCCGAUAGCUUUCAGAUGGGUAUCUUCAAGCAGAGUUUCCACCGCCUCUUUCAGAAGGACGACCAAGGCCAUUUGCAGAUGGGCUUCAACGCUACUCUGGACGUGCAGUGCACCAAGGAGCUCAAGGUGUCGGGUCUCAUCGGUCACGCCGUCUCCGCCAACAAAAAGUCGGGCUGUGUCGGUGAAACCGAGAUCGGUAUCGGCCAGACCUCGGCGUGGAAGCUGUGCUCGCUCACGCCUCGCACCUCGGCGGGCAUCUACUUUGAGGUGGUGACGCCUGCAGGACAGCCCAUGCAGCCAGGUUCACGAGGUCUCAUCCAGUUUGUCACGCACUAUCAGCACGCUUCGGGCCAGUACCGUCUUCGCGUGACCACGAUUGCGCGAAACUUUGCCGAGGGCGGCUCAGGCCAGAUCGCCGCCUCGUUUGACCAGGAGGCAGCUGCGGUGCUCAUGGCCAGGAUCGCCGUGUUCAAGGCUGAGAUCGACGAUAGUCCGGACGUGCUUCGCUGGCUGGAUCGCAUGCUGAUCCGACUGUGUCAGAAGUUUGCCGACUACCGCAAGGACGAUCCGACGUCGUUCCGGUUGGGCGAAAACUUUAGCAUCUACCCUCAGUUUAUGUUCCACCUUCGUCGAUCGCAGUUUUUGCAGGUGUUUAACAACUCGCCAGACGAGACGGCCUUCUACCGACACGUGCUCAACACGGAGGACGUGAACAACUCGCUGAUCAUGAUUCAGCCGACGCUCAUGUCGUACGGAUUCGAAGGACCGCCGCAACCGGUGUUGCUGGACUCGGUCUCGAUUCGACCGGACGUGGUGUUGCUGCUGGACACGUUCUUCCACAUUCUCAUAUUCCACGGAGAGACGGUGGCGCAGUGGAGGAAGGCGGGAUAUCAGGAUCAAGAGGGGUACGAGAACUUUAAAGAGGUCUUGGAGAAUCCGAGGGCGGAUGCGCAGGAUCUGCUGGCGGACCGAUUCCCGAUUCCGCGAUACAUUGUUUGCGACCAGAACGGAUCGCAGGCGAGGUUCUUGUUGAGCAAACUGAACCCCUCGACGACGCACAUGAGCGGAGGCAUGUACGGCUCUUCGGGUAACAGUGGCGCUGCUAUCUUUACCGAUGACGUGUCGCUGCAGGUGUUUAUGGAGCAUCUCAAGAGGUUGGCCGUCGGUGCUUCGUCCAACUAG
Messenger RNA from Mycosarcoma maydis (corn smut), 2322 nucleotides. RefSeq names its product putative GTPase-activating protein SEC23. Gene Ontology annotation, biological process: intracellular protein transport; endoplasmic reticulum to Golgi vesicle-mediated transport; COPII-coated vesicle budding. Lineage: Eukaryota; Fungi; Basidiomycota; Ustilaginomycetes; Ustilaginales. The transcript has 2 exons. The record is from RefSeq and is a predicted model, not a curated record. Gene Ontology annotation, molecular function: zinc ion binding; GTPase activator activity. Bases 1 to 2322 code for a protein of 773 amino acids. Gene Ontology annotation, cellular component: endoplasmic reticulum exit site; COPII vesicle coat.